AUUUUAGGAACGGGUGCCGCAGUCUCUUCCCAGACAUAAUCGCAAACGCGGCGCGGCAAUUCCGAAUAUUUUUAAUCAGCCAAACCGCUCGUCGUUCGCUUUUUCACUCGCGCAAUAUACCAACGGAGGAAUCGAGGGUCCGAGCCGCAGGCACGUCAAGUCAACUAAUCGCAAAACGAGUAUAUAAUGGCGGAUAACGUGCAAAACGGUUCGCCCGCGGCAGCUACGCCCCCCAGCGAAGGCCUCUCGGCCUUGAAGAUCGACGCCGGUGCCGAAGGGACCGGAAGUUCUGGGCCAGCGAGUCCGGCAAGCCCAGCUGGCACCGGAUCCUUCACAGCGAGUUUCAAAGCCUUCUCGAAGUUUGGUGACCCAAAAAGCGACGGCAAACAAAUAACGCUCAGUCAGAGUGACAAGUGGAUGAAGCAGGCCAAGGUCAUCGAUGGAAAAAAAAUCACCACCACUGACACGGGGAUAUACUUCAAAAAGCACAAGUCCGUCAAGCUGGGUUUGGAGCAGUACAAAGCGUACUUAGAUGAUCUUGCGAAGAACAAGAAAGUCGAUGUGGAGGAGCUCAAAAAUAAAAUGGCCAACUGUGGGGCGCCCGGAGUCUCGUCGCACGCGGCAGGAAAGGCGGCAUCGACGGUGGACAGACUGACGGAUGUGAGCAAGUACACGGGAUCGCACAAGCAACGGUUUGACGAAAGUGGAAAAGGAAAAGGGAUCGCAGGGCGAAAGGACCUCCCCGACCAGUCAGGCUACGUCACCGGGUACCAAAACAAGGACACAUACAAGGCUCAUUAACCGAAUUUGAAAUACUCUCGUGUAAGCCUUCGAUGAAAAUCCGCACAAGAUGCUUUAUUAUUUUUCAACAUUUCAAGCUCCGCCACGCGUGCUUUUUCAGGCACGAUCGAAAUCGGGAGCACCAAACGAGCUUUACAGUAAAUAAGUGCGGGACGAGCACAGCUACAUUACAGUUUCAGCAAUCGUAUAACCCAUCAGUGUGUUGUACAAGAUAAUGAGUAUUAUUAUCUAGACGAGGAUAAGAUUAUUCACGUACAAAUUCAUCUAGAUAAGAUUACAGAUAGUUUCUCGUGCAAUUGUCUCUAUGAAAUAUAAGAUCGUCUUCAUUUUCAUCUAUACAAU
Diprion similis is the source of this 1143-nucleotide messenger RNA. It is a transcript of the gene ringer, whose product is annotated as tubulin polymerization-promoting protein homolog. Gene Ontology annotation, biological process: microtubule polymerization; microtubule bundle formation; positive regulation of protein polymerization. Gene Ontology annotation, molecular function: tubulin binding. The coding region runs from base 187 to 801 and encodes 204 amino acids. The record is from RefSeq and is a predicted model, not a curated record. The transcript has 4 exons. NCBI's taxonomy places the organism in Eukaryota, Metazoa, Arthropoda, Insecta, Hymenoptera, Diprionidae. Gene Ontology annotation, cellular component: microtubule.